Messenger RNA from Cucumis sativus (cucumber), 738 nucleotides. RefSeq lists its product as uncharacterized. Gene Ontology annotation, molecular function: nucleic acid binding. The coding region runs from base 1 to 738 and encodes 245 amino acids. The transcript is spliced from 2 exons. NCBI's taxonomy places the organism in Eukaryota, Viridiplantae, Streptophyta, Magnoliopsida, Cucurbitales, Cucurbitaceae. The record is from RefSeq and is a predicted model, not a curated record.
AUGACCGAGAUAGUGAGACUGCAUGGAGUGCUCGUGUCAAUUGUUUAUGAUAGAGAUGCCUAUUUUACUUCCAAGUUUUGGAAAGGACUUCAGGCUGCCAUGGGCACGAGAUUGGACUUUAGUAUAACUGUUCACCCUCAGACUGAUGUUAGCAGGCUACCAUUAACAUUCGCAUCAUUUGAAGCUCUACAUGGUAAGUGUUGUAGAUUCUCUGUAUGUUGGGGUGAGGUUGGUGAGCAGAGGAUGUUAUGUCCCAAGCUAGUUCAGACCACCAAUGAGGCCAUACAGAAGAUUAGAGCCCGCAUGUUGACUGAGCAGAGGAUGUUAUGUCCCAAGCUAGUUCAGACCACCAAUGUGGCCAUACAGAAGAUUAGAGCCCGCAUGUUGACAGCGCAGAGCAUACAGAAGAGUUACGCCAAUGAACAACGUAGGGAUCUUGAGUUCGAUGUAGGGGACAUGGUUUUUGUAAAGGUAGCACCUAUGAAGGGUGUUAUGAGGUUUGAGAAGAAGGGAAACCUGAGUCCACGUUUCGUAACUCAUCAUUUGGCAUUGCCUCUGUCAUUGUCUGCAGUUCAUGAUGUAUACGAUGUAUCCAUGCUGAGGAAGUGUGUAACAGAUCCAACACAUAUAGUUGAUUAUGAGUCAUUGCAAAUCAAUGAGAACUUGAGCUAUGAGGAGCAACCAGUUGAGAUUUUGGCAAAAGAAGUUAAGUUGCUUCAUAACAGGGGAAUUAAUUAA